AUGGGCAACUCUCAGACUAAAGAAGCACGUGGCCACGGCUCCUCUGGCCCUCGUGUCACCGACAGUGCAAGCCUAUCCCCACGGCCAGAUGGGCAACCGAACGGAUCAGAGCCUUCCCUUCGCCCUGGGCACCCAUCUCGACAGCGGAGAGGCAGCCGACCAGACCUCUCUUUCCUCGGCAUAGGCGGAAGCAGUGAUCAAGAUGCGACCUCCCUUGAACAGCGUCGCGAGACAAAGGUGGAAAGGGAGGCCAGAAAAACAGAAAAGGAAAGAGCAGCCAGACUCAAGGAGCGUGAGCGCAGUAUGAAAGAAGAGCAUGUUGACGGCGGAUAUCUCGUCACUCAAGGCGUUUAUGUCGGUACAGAGGACUUCAACAAGGCAAUCGUGCGGCAGCUUAUGAUUGAGCGACGCCUGGCUCCGUUCUGGAGAGGACUCAACGAUUACUCGGAGUCAUGGGCCGAGCAUCAGUUGAUGGCUGCCGCUCGAGGCAUGACCAUUCCUCCAGCCGACGAAGUGCCUCCCGAGCUCGAAUAUCAGCUGGCAAAAAAUGUAACCAAGGAUUGGAACAAAGAAUCCGCCCUGAAGAGUCUCACAGUGCCGAUUGGAGGCAGGUCACAGUCCUUUCAGUCAGAUAGUUCCGGCCCGCUGUCUCCUACUCUCCAGUCACUCCCACUUCCAUCUCCCGGUUCACCUCCAUUAUCUGGCUCACCUGGCGGCACCACUUUCAGAGCUCGUGCAAAAACAUUGGCAUCUCUGGCAACUUCAUCACGAGGUAAUUCGCAUGCCAAUAUGACGCCUAGAGAACUCCAGCUGCCGCACGAUCCUUUUGUCAACGGCCAGCCCAUCGAGGUCUACCUAUACAAGGACGCAGCGGAAUGCCCGAUCUGCUUCCUAUAUUAUCCUCCAUAUCUCAACACUACUAGAUGCUGCGAACAGCCAAUUUGUUCGGAAUGCUUUGUGCAGAUCAAGCGACCUGAUCCUCAUCCACCGGAACACGAGCAACCAGAUCCGAAUGCGCCGCCCGUGUCGGAAGCGGAGCAAGAAGCGCAAGCAGAUGGUCUACUCGUCUCUGAAAUCGCAACUUGCCCCUAUUGCAAGACUCCUGACUUCGGUAUUACCUACACACCACCUCCGUUCCGCAGAGGGCUUGCUUAUGGCCAUGGAUCUCAGCCAUACCAAGUGACGUCGGCUAUGUCGUCUCAAACCUCAUUCUCCUCUGGGAACUUAUCGCCUGGACCUGGCCGUAGGCGGGGCACGUCUUUGUCUGCAAACGCUCCCGAAGUCAUUACGACCGACAAAAUUCGUCCUGACUGGGCGAACAAGCUAGCUGCCGCUCGAGCACACGCUGCUCGACGGUCCGCCGCAGCUACGGCUCUGCAUACAGCAGCCUACCUGAUGAAUGGUCAAGCCGCUGAUUCUCGAGCCUUUGCCGCAUUUAGUCGCCGUGGCGUGCUAAGGCGACCGACUUUAGAAAGCGGUGAAAACGGUCCCAGCGCAAGUAUGAAUGCGCUUGCUAUGCUAGCAGAAAGACAUGCACAGCGCCAGCAAGAUGCUGCUGGUGAGACCCGGGCUAGCGCCUUUCUGCCACCUCCACGAGGUAGUAGCUCUCGGCGAAGUCGAAUGGACGACCUAGAAGAUAUGAUGAUGAUGGAAGCCAUAAGGUUGAGUCUGGCCUCUGAAGAGGAGCGUAGAAAGAAAGAAGAAAAAGAAGCCAAGAAAGAGGCGAAGAAGAAAGACAAGGAGAGCAAGAAGGCCGAGAAAGCAGCUCGCAAGAACAGUCUUUUCAACGUGAACUACAACGGUAGUAAUGGAGAUGCAUCGAGCAGUCAGAUGGAGAGGUCACAAAGCAACCUUUCCUUGGGCCAGGACGACGAGUCCACAACUAGCAAAGGCAAAGGGGUCGAACGGAGCGAGUCGCCGCCUGUCGACGGGACAAAACCCGAGGACGAGCCGCCACGGCCAUUCUACGUUCCAGCCUUGUCGCUUUCUGGAACCGCCAGCCAGGAGUCUGUCGCCAGUUCUAUUCCGAUACCUACGGCGGCGGAACCCUUCAAGCGCUCCCAUCUGCGACAGAUGUCGAAUGCUUCAUCUACUUCGUCCUCGUUCGCUGAGCCGGGUCCAGCAGCAACAUUUCCGGGCACAGGAACCCCACCGCCUGGGAGUCUGGAGCCCAUGUUUAAUUUCAGAAGUCUUGCCGCUAUGAUCGGAGAGGACGAGAAAGAUAACGACAGUGCUCAUGUUGAAAAUGCUGCACGCGAUCAGUCACCCAAGAUCCGGAAAGACCCUGAGGAUGAGAAUCCCUUCAGAGCGGAUGAGGACUCUAGUGUUGACGAUUUGAGUCGUGCUGCGUCCUCAAAUGCUGAUUCGAAGCAGCAGAAUAACACAGGUGCGGCAGAGACAAAAGCACAGCCUGUUGUCGAAGCAUCUGCAACAGUGUCACAUCUAUGA
Cladophialophora yegresii CBS 114405 is the source of this 2448-nucleotide messenger RNA. RefSeq lists its product as uncharacterized. The record is from RefSeq and is a predicted model, not a curated record. Bases 1 to 2448 code for a protein of 815 amino acids. Gene Ontology annotation, cellular component: cytoplasm. Lineage: Eukaryota; Fungi; Ascomycota; Eurotiomycetes; Chaetothyriales; Herpotrichiellaceae. The transcript is spliced from 2 exons.